Messenger RNA from Cooperia oncophora, 219 nucleotides. Lineage: Eukaryota; Metazoa; Nematoda; Chromadorea; Rhabditida; Trichostrongylidae. The record is from the annotation of a GenBank genome assembly.
AUGUGGAAUUGUCAGCACCGUGCCAUUGAACCGGCUAAAAUUAAGGAGUUGGUAGCCGAGAAAGCGUCACAGUUUGCCAACUUUGCCCAGCAUGAUGCGCAUGAGUUCCUUUCAUUUUUGCUGGAUGGCCUUCAUGAAGACCUCAACAGGGUGAAGUCAAAGCCUGUAACUGCAACGGUUGAAGGAGAUGGACGAUCCGAUAUUGAUGUAAGUCACAUG